Pogona vitticeps (central bearded dragon) is the source of this 2835-nucleotide messenger RNA. Lineage: Eukaryota; Metazoa; Chordata; Lepidosauria; Squamata; Agamidae. The record is from RefSeq and is a predicted model, not a curated record.
AGCUAUACAAGGAGCAGCUGUAUUUCCAGACUGUCAUACUUCUCCAGAGCCAUGGCUAUAGCCAGAAUGGAUAAACUGCGAACGACAAGCUACAAAGAUGCCUUAUGGAUUAUUUUGAUUUUAUGCCUCAACAUAAGAGCUGCAGCCUCCACUGAGGGCACCACCAUCUCCACACCUGUCUCCACACCCAUCUCAACUCCAAGCUUCACUGAGUCACCCAGUCCUAGCCCCUCUGUGACCUCCAGCAGCUCCAGCUCCACCACAAACGUUGACACCACAUCCACUGUAGUCCUUGACAUGACCUCUGGCUCCAGUACCCGUGAAAUCUCAGGCAGCCCCAGUUCCUCCAUCACCUCCAGCAGACCAAGCUCCACUGGGACCUCGGAAAGCACUGCUACCAACACUGCAUCACUCCCUGCUGUUGGCACCACUACAAGCUCCAGCACAGGCUCCACUGAAUCCUCCAGUUCCAGCUCCCCUAUGACCCCCAGCAGCUCCAGCUCCACCACAGCCCUUGGCAUCACGUCCACCAGGACCUCUGGCUCCAGUACCCCUGCAAUCUCUGGCAGCCCCAGUUCCUCCAUCACCUCCAGCAGCUCUGGUGCCACUGGGACCUCUGAAAGCCCUGCUACCAACAGCACAUCCGUCCCUGCUGUUGGCAUCACUACAAGCUCCAGCACAAUCUCCACUGAGUCAUCCAGUCCCAGCCCUUCUAUGACCCCCAGCAACUCCAGCUCCUCCCCAGCCCUUGGCAUCACGUCCACCGUGACCUCUGGCUCCAGUACCUCUGCAAUCUCUGGCAGCCCCAGUUCCUCCAACACCUCCAACAGCUCUGGCACCACUGGGACCUCUGAAACUACUGCCAGCACUGUCACUGAUGCUGGGACCACCACGAACUCCAGCUUCACUGUGACCUCCAGUCCUGCCUUCAGCACAACGUCUGGUGCAAGAUCCAACAACACCAACACCUCUGAUACCAUUAACAGUUCUCCAACCACAUUUCCCUUGGCAAACUCCAGUACUAGUGACUCUGUAAACAACACCUCUGUCUUGAACGACACAACCACUCCUCACGUGACUUUAACAUCAAAUGUUACCACUCCCACUUCGGUCUCACCAGGAUCUAACGGCACUUCCUCUCACUCCAAUACUACUGCAUCUCCCUCGGUCCUGGAGAGCGCCAACAGCACAGUCUUUACCAUAACACCGGACUCCAACACCACAUCGGAUUCCAGAGUCACAGUUUCCAGCAUCACUACAGCAAAACCCAAAGACAAAGCUGGCCUCCCCUACUGGGCCAUUGUUUUAAUCAGUUUGGCUGCCGUGGUGGCGGCUGUUUUCUUGACCUGGCUUGCCUACUUGUUGUGCUAUUUGCGAAGAUCAAGCUCCUUCCUUCCCAUGUACCACCCACAUAAUGUCUUCCAAAGUUUCCGAAGUCAAUGAUGGUGAAGAGAAGGACCUUUUCAGUUUGUCACAACAAGCUACCUUGAAGCCUCAUCCCUGGACUUCCCUUUCCGUUGUUGAGAACGUCCUGUCUUCAGCUACAUAGAAUUGCUGAAGCCUACUCUUCUUCCCUGGCAUCUAGAAGUUUCUCUGGGGAAAACAAUGGGAUGAAUAAUACCUUGGGUUCCUAAGGAUCCUUCACAAGGAAUGUAUGUUUUGAUAGUGACUUUCACUCUUUUCAUAUCGUAAACUAUUUUGGGAAACCCAAACACUUGAAAGGCCUCUAUGUUAAUUGAUUACAUCAUUUAAAAAAAUCCAUAUAGGCCACUACUGCCAGCGAGACCAUGGCCUGUAAGCUAAACAGACACUCAGUAGUUAAAAUAAUGUGGACUGGAAGCCAUUUCAGCCAGAACUCCAGAAGCUCUGCUUCAAAUCCUUGGACCACCAUGAAGCAAACUGGCCAAUUUCUGGUGAGUUCACUGGCUCUCAGUCUAACUUAUCCCACAGAGGUGUUGUGGUGACAAACACCAUGCAAAUGUGUGAGCUCUAUGAAUGAAGAGUCAGGUAUAAACAAAGCGUUUGACUAUCUAUUAGAACAGUUCUGGUAGAACCUCGUAUCCACAGGUAUUAGCAGACCGACAUCUGUUCUGUUGACACUGACAGAUCAGGAUGAUAUACCGGUUCCUUUCACUCACAUCUUAAUGAAAUCAGAGACUUGCUGUUUUGUUUUUGUUUUCUGUUUUGUUCUCAUUUUUGUUUUGUAACUACAAUAAAGAAAUCAACUCACAGAAUAUCCCUGGAUGACAGCUUGAGGAAAAUGCUGCUCUUUGGAAGGGCCUUCAAGGCAACCAUUUCUCAGGAAAACCUGUUAUUCUUCAGAACAAUCCUUAUCUUCUCUUUCAACCACUGUAGGGGAAACAUGGCUCUUACAGUAUAGUAAUAAUUUCGUUUAUUUAUUUAUUUAAAAUAUUUUUACCCCGCCUUUGUCCUUAAAAAGAAACCAAGGCAGCUUGAAUCAGGGGGCUUGCACCCUUUGCAUCAUUAAAUUUAAUGUACGGUAAUCACUUCAACCAGGACCUCCUCCGCGUGUCAUCCACUAGAUAUAUUUCAACUGGAAAAAGACAAACAAGGGUUCUUCUGUCAUAGCUCCAAAAUUAUACUAUAGGGUGUGCUUCCUGAUAAUAUUCUGUAUUCCCUCCAAAAUGUGGCCAUUAUAAUUGUUUACAAUUAUAUUUCUUCUAUUUUGCUUGUGUCCUAAUCCUUUGACUCUUCGUUUUAUGCAUUUCUAAAUGAUAUUUAAUUGUUUUAAUCAUAUAAAAACGUUAAAAAUGUUACAAACUACCUUGAGUCUUAAUUAUAAAACUAAUGGUGUUCCUGGAAUGUGCAAUCUAC